This is a messenger RNA of Exophiala viscosa, 1032 nucleotides long. RefSeq lists its product as uncharacterized. Bases 1 to 1032 code for a protein of 343 amino acids. Lineage: Eukaryota; Fungi; Ascomycota; Eurotiomycetes; Chaetothyriales; Herpotrichiellaceae. The record is from RefSeq and is a predicted model, not a curated record. The transcript has a single exon.
AUGUCCGCCGCCGCAGUAGUCGAAGCACCUCAAGCACCUCACACACUCGCAGCCCAACAGUCACCGCCUUCAUUCCGAAUCAAUAGAGGCCACGUCGCUCCUUCCCAGCUUGGAUGGCUCAGGUCAACUCCAGCCCACGCAUCAAUCGACGAGAUCCGCCAACGCCUCCAGGACGAUGGAUACGUGUGGGUAAAAAGCGUGCUGCCACGCGAAGACGUGCUAGCCAUGCGCGAACACUUCUUUUCCCAAUUCUCUGGGACUGGCCUAUUGAAGCCAGGCACGGCACCCGUCGAGGGCAUAUACAAUGCGGCCGAAGACGUGUCCCUGCACCGGGGCGUGGGCGGCGGCAACCCCCAAGGCGACGAGGAACUUCGACGGCUAACCGACGCACACACCACGGCGCAAUAUCUGCAAUUCGUCAACCACGUCGCUCUCCGCAAGAUGGUCCGCGACAUCACGGGCUGGGACGAGGAAGUCAUGCUGCAUCGUACACUGCUCCGGCACUGCGUCCCCGGCGGCUCAUCCACGGGCAUACACUAUGACCGACUAUUUCUGCGUGGAGGCGACGCGUUCUUCCUGACGGCGUGGGUGCCCAUCGGCGACGUCAGCUCCAUCGGCGGUGGCUUGCACUAUUUGUCCGACAGUGUCAGAUUGGGCCAGGCGCUGGAGGACGACUACAAAGAGCGCUCGCGUGACUUUUCAGAGGCAGACAAAAUCAGCGCGUUCAAUCGUAACAUGGCGGCCACGGGCUACCUCGCAGACCAUCCGGAGGAAUUUAUGCGCGAGCACCGGCGUGUUGCGGAGAAGGAAGGCACGGCGACGAAAGGGUUCAAGUGGUUGAUCGCGAACUUUGAGGCCGGCGAUGUCGUGUUCCAUCAUCCUUGCACGAUCCAUGGGAGUUGUGGGAAUGAUGACCCUUCGGGUCGGAUCAGGCUGAGCACCGACCUCAGAUUCUAUGAGAAGAAGGAUUUCGAGGCUGGGAGGGCGGAUAACAGGUGGAUGAAUCAUUGGAGAGUCGAUGAUAAGUUGUAA